CUCCGCGCCGUCGCGCUGGCGCGGUGUGGCCCUCUGAGAGACCGAGGCCCCCGCUGUUUACGGCGCAGGCGCGGCGGGCCGAGCGUGCGCGCGCAGCCCCGUGGGAAGGCUAACUUGGGGCGUGCGGAGCGCCAGAGCCGGUGGCGGUGGGAUCCUGCCCUCGGAAGUACGCCCCUCUGCCUGGUGUUCCCCAGCGGAUCCUCUGACCCUGGCGGCCCCUCCUGGCGCAGUCUUAGGACUGCAUUUACCCACAUGGCAGCCCUGUUCCCACCACCGCCUGGUCCCAGAUUUGUCCUCCGAGGCACACAGUCAGCUGUGAACACACUCCAUUUCUGCUCACCAUCCCAAGCUGCAGAGAACCCACUCCUCUUCUCAGGGUCUCAGAAUGGCCUAGUACAUAUCUGGAGCCUACAAACAAGAAGAAUAGUUGCCACUCUAAAUGGCCAUGGAGGCCAGGGUGUAAUCUGGCUGAAGACACUGCCACAGGGACACCAGCUCCUCAGGGUCGAGACCUGCGGCUGUGCCUGUGGGAUUUGGCAGAGGGCAGGAACACCAUCAUGGACUCAGUUCAGCUGGACAGUGUGGGCUUCUGCAGGAGCUCCAUCCUGGUCAGGGGACAGCAGUGUUGGAUGCUUGCUGUGCCAGGGAAGGGCAGCGAUGAGGUUCAGAUUCUGGAGAUGCCAUCCAAGACGUCAGUGUGCACCCUGAAGCCGGAGGCCGAUGCCAGGCCAGGCAUGCCCAUGUGCCUGGGGCUGUGGCAGACUAACUCCAGUCUCCGCCCCCUCCUUCUGGCUGGCUAUGAGGAUGGAUCGGUAUCCCUGUGGGACAUCUCAGAGCGGAAGGUGUGCAGCCAAAUCACCUGCCAUGAAGAGCCUGUCAUGGGCCUCGACUUCGACUCUCAGAAGGCCAAGGGCAUCUCUGGCUCUGCUGGGAAGGUGCUGGCUGUCUGGAGUCUGGACGAUCAGCAGUCCCUGCAGGUGAAGAAGACUCAUGAACUCACCAAUCCUGGGGUUGCCGAAGUCACCAUCCGGCCAGACCACAAGAUCUUAGCCACGGCAGGCUGGGACCAUCGCAUCCGUGUGUUUCACUGGAGGACAAUGAAACCAUUGGCUGUUCUGGCUUUCCACAGCGCUCCUGUGUACUGCGUGGCCUUUGCUGCUGAUGGCUCGCUUGCUGCGGGAUCCAAGGACCAGCGUAUCAGCAUCUGGUCACUCUACCCCUGCCCGUGACUUAGCUGUGGCACACUGCUGUUUCACUCCAGUCUUGACCCAGCCCCGUGGAAGCUCUUCAAGUCCCUCUGAGGACAGCAAAUGGUGGCCAAAGGUCCGUGGGAUCCACUUUCUUUAUGAGGUUCCCUGUUCGUUUUGUGACUGUCAUCCAGAUGAUGACACCUGGCACCUAUAGCUUGGUAACAGGCAUGGUUUAGACCUGGUAGGGUGGCCAGACUAAAGAUAUUUGACAAUAAAUUUCCCAUUGCCAACCUGAAGCCUCAAGGUGGGAACUUCCCCCACAGAUCUCUCUGUGUUCUGUCAUAGAGUAGAGCAUUCAGCCUGCCCAGCAGGCCCGUCAUCAGCCUUACUCAGAAGCAGUGGUUCUGGGUACAGGUACUCAGCACUUGGCCUCGGGAGGCUGCCAAUCCCACAGUGGUUAUCUGCCAUACCCUUUGGCACAUUACCCCAGACAUGUUCAGGGACUCCUGAUAUCCAGGACUCGGGUCAGCAUGAGGAAUGGAUGAAACUGGGCUUCUUAAAGAGGGAGGCAAGAAAGAGUUAAUAAUGGGGUGACCAAGGUGGUCAGGGAAGGGAGAGAUGUGUAGAAUGCAGUAUAAGGCCAGGAAAGGAGGCUCUAGCCUCUGACAGGAUAAGGUAAAGGGAUAGCCUGUCUUCAGUGAACAUGCAGAAGAGAAGGGAAAGCGCCCGCGACAGGCCACAAGGCGGACCUUCUGUAGUGCCCAGGCUGCAAGCACAGCCGUGUGCUAUAUGGAGUAACAAGGCCUUGAGAGUCAGGAGUGAGCGCCUGUUGCCUCUUUUCAUGUGGCCGACAGGGAAGCAGUCUCCGAGAUAGUGCUGACCAGGGAAGUGGACUGUAAAGGUGAUGAUGCAGAUAAGGAGCAUGGACCUUGAACCUUUCUCCUUCCAUCACUGCCAGAAAGAAUCCUUUGCCCCGAAGAGCUGGGGUGCCCCCAAGUGCUGCCCUGCCAGGCACUGCUGACUUAGAAUCCCUUUGGGCCUCUGGUCUGUAACUAAACACUACACAUAGCCUGCUGAGGCUGAAUGUGUUUAUGUUGAAAGUGUCACAGUUCAGCCUGGUGUCCCCAAGCUGGGGAGCACAAGUAGAAGGCCAGGAAAGGAGUGUGUGGUCCAGGUGAAAUACAUACAUCAAGAACUAUGGCUCGCAGCCACAGCGCCAGGGCCCAAGAGAGCUGGUUGAAUUGAUGGUAAGUUAGUUAGACACAGUUGAAACGAUGGGAACUGUGUCUAACUAAUAUGCGUGGGGAGCUGAGGAGCCAGGUGAAGGAAGGGAUCCAGCAGUUGGAAGAUUGGAAUGUGGCCUGUUAGGGUUGAGUUGAGAGGAUGUGCCUUUUGCCCCAUACUGAGUUAGGCAGUUGCGGGGGAGCAUCCUCAGAGGGCUUCGUGGUCGCGCCUCUCUGUACACCUGUGAAGGAUAACGACUUGGUGGUAAGCACAUGCACACAGGAGGCCCUGGCUCCAGCUAAGACCCUGGGUGUCACAACUGCAGCUCCCAGCUUGGGAUCUCUAACUGGAGUGGGGAUCACUAGCUGCCCUGGUGGGAGUGCUCCCCGUUAUAGGCUAUGAAUUGGGAGCAGUCCUCAGCAGAACCUGACCAGGAGAGCUCUGUGACGAGCUGGCUUUCCUGGAGUCCCUAGAAAUGGCAUGGAUCCACUUGGUCCACGUAGGCAGAAGCAGUAGCGAGCAGGUCAACCCAGGUCACAGGCUCAGGCUUCUUCAGUCCCUUUGAAGGAAGUAUCACCCUGACACUGCUCAUCCUUCUCUCAGAAUCCCCCAGGGGGGCUGCCACCACCGAGUGCUCUAUUUUAUUACCCUGGGGCGGGGGCAUGGGUAGGUUGGUUGAAGGGAAAUUGGUGAGCCCAUCUCUGAGUGGGAAAGAUAACCGAGUUCUUGUCUGUACCCAAACCCUGGUGUGAUAUCCAGGCAGCACGGAGCAAUGCUGUCCUGUGGAGUGCUCUAGUUGUCUUUUACCAACACUUUUGGAGAUGACCUCAAGCCUGUGUAGAUCAAUGUGACUGCCUCAGGAAGCCCGGGACUGGAAGUGUCAUCUCACACUAGCUCUGUCAAACCUUCCCCACCCCUUCCUUACCACACACCAGGAGGCCCCAUCUGUACAUGAGCUGGUGGUAUAUAGCUGUUUCCUCCACUGUGGACCAUUCUCCCCUCCUUCCAAGGAAGGAGGCAUGUAAGACUCAGUUCUGAGAUUCUCAGGCCCCCUGCCCACAGUUACAAAAGGCAGUAACAAUUGCUGGGGGGAGGAAGCUCUCCAGUGGACUGUCUGCAAGCUUAGCCAGGAGCUCCAGGGACACAGCUGCUGCGAGAGAACCCCAGGACUGACCUGGGUGACGUCAGAUGCCUUAGAGCCACCUAUGCUCCUGAAAGUUACCCAAAUAAAGUCAUUGGUUCACUA
Molecule: messenger RNA, 3660 nt
Organism: Mus pahari (shrew mouse)
Lineage: Eukaryota; Metazoa; Chordata; Mammalia; Rodentia; Muridae
Gene: Gnb1l
Product: G protein subunit beta 1 like
Exons: 8
Coding region: 558-1229 (223 amino acids)
Molecular function (GO): protein binding
Source: RefSeq, a predicted model, not a curated record